UGGCUAAAAUCCUAUAACACUAUUAGCGUUAUAAUCUGAUAAUCAUACAUCAAACAGUGAAUCUAAAAUCUAAAAAAAAAAACAACAAACAAAAGGGAUUGUUUGUGUUGACUGCACAGACUUCCUCUUUUUCUGUCCAGGUUCCCCUUACACGUGACUUCAAGAGUUAUAUUAAAACUUCCUCUUUUAGUCUAUAACAUUCACAGCUAGACAAGCAGCAUUUGUUUUCUCAGAUCUUUUCAGCAGAGGACUGAACUGCGGUAGUUUUAGUGUGACCAGCCCUUGAAUCAACAGAGACCUCUCUAGAAGCUACCAUGGAUGGAAGUUUGCUGUCUUCGAUAUCCGAUGGCGAGUCGCCUCCCAAGGAGAGCACUUCAUCUCUAAAUUCACUCCAGGAGACUUCUCUUCCCAGUGGGCUGGAAGAGGAGCAGAGAGAGAAAGAGGAGGAAGAGGAGGAGGUGGAUGAGGAGGAGGAGGAAGAGGAGGUGGGGAGUGAGCACCUCCUCUCGACUGAGGAGCAGGUGACGCUCAUCACCGACAGCAUGUCCGUGACGUCGGCCGAUGAGGAGAAACUACAGCUGCUUAACAAGAACAUGGAACUGCGCAGAAUCAACAAGGAGGUGAUGAAGCUGAAUGAGGACUGGGACCACAUCUACCGCAGCACCACCCUGAGCCUGCAGCAGAGGAUGGACGCCCUACAGAGAGAGAUCAGCAGCAUCCGCCAGCUCAACAGCAAACUGUUGCUCAAGGUGGAGCAUGAACAGAAUAAAGGGGAAUACUAUGAGCACACUCUGAUGGAAGAGCUUAAGAAGAACCAGCAUCUGCAGGAGUACAUUCAACUGCUGGAGGGCCGCAUGCAGCAGUCACACUCAACCACAGACUGGAGCAUACUAACACCGAGUUCAGUGAAUGGAUCCAGACCGACAGAAACCAACACAGACUCCAAAUACUCCCCGGAUCAGAAGAGGCCUGCUCACCACAUCAAUGGUCAUCUGACUGGACCACAUCCUCCUUCAGAGUGCAGCGCUGCCCGUGGCAAAGGACAAAGCGAGGCCGGUAGAACACGCUCAAAGCACAACCUCUCUGAGGUGCAGGACCUCAAGGACCAGCUGGAGGCUCUGAAAUGCCAGACUAAGAUCUACGAGGCGGACUACAGAACCGAGCACAAGGACCACGAGCGCAUGCUGCAGGAGAACAAGAGACUGCGGCGCAGGGAGGGCGAGAUGCGUCAGCAGAUGGCGCUCUUGCAGGAGCAGCUGAAGGUGUACGAGGAUGACUUCCAUAAAGAGCGGUCUGAUAAGCAGGUCCUCCAGCGACUCCUGAUGAAGAAGACGUCGCCCCCGGCUGGGGAGCGGGAGCCCGCGCUGGUGCACCGCUGCAGCGCCAGCAGCCAUGAGCGCGAGCGGGAACAUGCCCAUGAGCGCGAGCGGGAACAUGCCCAUGAGCGCGAGCGGGAACGUGCCCGGGAGGAGAGGAGGAGGAAGAGGGAGGAACAGCGAGGCCUUCAUCACCCCACCUGCCCCAAGCACUGUCAGCGCCAUGCAGUGGGGGAGUUCUCCUGAGUCCACUGCACACACACACACACACAC
Alosa alosa (allis shad) is the source of this 1589-nucleotide messenger RNA. Its product is annotated as caldesmon. The record is from RefSeq and is a predicted model, not a curated record. Gene Ontology annotation, biological process: cellular response to lipopolysaccharide; regulation of transcription by RNA polymerase II. Bases 315 to 1562 code for a protein of 415 amino acids. NCBI's taxonomy places the organism in Eukaryota, Metazoa, Chordata, Actinopteri, Clupeiformes, Clupeidae. The transcript has 7 exons.